Messenger RNA from Cylicocyclus nassatus, 570 nucleotides. The record is from the annotation of a GenBank genome assembly. NCBI's taxonomy places the organism in Eukaryota, Metazoa, Nematoda, Chromadorea, Rhabditida, Strongylidae.
AUGUUCACCCGUGCGAUUUUCGUCAUUGCGCUCAUUGCGCUCUCUGAAGCGAACCCAGACACACUGGACCCUCGCGACGACGGUAACAUCUUUGGACUAGAAAUCUGGAAUAAAACUGAUAUAGACGUCAACGAAGAGAACAUCGCUCGAUACACGAAUCCGAACUUUUUGUUCCAUCAUUGCUGUGAAGAACGUCGUCUGCCACCAGCUUGCGUUCAGAAAUGUCAUUUCAACACCUACGAGAAAGAAGCGCUCGAAUCCAUGUUUGUCGGGACAGAUGCAUGUCCGAUCGAAUUCUUGCCGGAAAUGCAGUUCUGUGCCGCACAAGGAAUGGAUCAUCGUCAGUGUUGCAAAGCCAGCGGAGUCGCAACUACUGCAGCAGGUAGCAAAUGUUUGACAUUCUGCGAUCAAAGGCCUGAUCUCUUUACCCCUGUCAAUUACAGUUUCGCUCCUUGCUAUGAGAGAUUCGAAAGUAUGAAGCGUUGCUUCUUUACUGAAAUCAAAGGAGCCGCAGAGAAGCACUUCACACCAUUGAUGAACAAGCAAAUAGAGACAGAUUCAAGUGAUUAG